AUGAAGAAACCAUAUCCAAUAUACAUGCAUAACCUAGUAGAAUUAGUAUGGAAAGAAGAAAAAAUCCGGGAAGAUUGGAGAACCGCAUUAGUGUGUCCGAUGUAUAAAAAAAACGAUCCACUCGAGUUCAAUAAUUAUAGGGGUAUUGCUCUACUCAACACAAUAUACAAAGUAUUACCGUACUGCAUCCUAGAUAGAAUUAAACCAAUCUCCGAAGGAUUACUGGGAGACAACCAAAGGGGUUUUAGACCAAAUAGAUCCACUACUGAUCAAAUAUUUAUUAUAAGGCAGGUAUUACAAAAAAUGUGGGAGUUUGAUAAGGUCUAUACCUUGUUUGUAGACUUUGAGAAAGCAUACGACUCCAUACAUAGACCAACACUAUUUAAUAUAUUAAAAGAGUUCAAUAUGCCAAGAAAGUUAAUUAACCUGAUUAAAGCGACUAUGGGAAAUUUUGAAUUAAAAAUAAAAAUAGCGAGUUCUACAUCUAAAUCGUUCAAAGUAACAUCUGAUUUAAGGCAAGGGGAUGCAUUAUCUCUAAUCCUUUUUAACUUAGUUUUGGAAAAGGUGGUCAGAGAUAUGAAUAUAUCGGAAGGUAUAACCUUAGGACUGUCAAAGAUAGGCCUGCUAGCAUAUUCCGAUGAUAUUGCCAUCAUAGGAGACAAUAUUGAAAUAGUUAAAAUACAUUGUAAGAAGCUAAUGGAUGCUGCGAGUAAAGUCGGCCUCAGAAUAAAUGAUGGUAAGACGGAAUAUAUGAAACUCAACAGAAGAGACAGGACGUAUCGACACAGAGAAAGUAUGAAUGUAGAUGGACAUAUAUUCCACAGGGUUCCACAAUUUAAAUACUUAGGUGUNAAAUAAAAAUAUAUAUGACAUUAAUACGCCCUGUCAUCCUAUAUGGGUCAGAAACAUGGGCUUCAAGAAAGAUAGAGGAAAUAAGAUUGGACACCUUUGAAAGAAAAGUUGUAAGACGAAUUUAUGGACCUUGUCUCGACACAGGAACCAAAGAAUGGAGAAUUCGAACCAAUAAGUAUAUAACUUGUUCCAAAGACCAAGUAUUUCAAGGGAAAUCGCAAAAAGAAGACUGA
Messenger RNA from Cinara cedri, 1085 nucleotides. The record is from the annotation of a GenBank genome assembly. NCBI's taxonomy places the organism in Eukaryota, Metazoa, Arthropoda, Insecta, Hemiptera, Aphididae.